AUGGUCGAAACACCACCUUCUUUCGAUCUCGUUGUUGUUGGCGCCGGUGGCGGGCCGAGCGAGGCCAACCUUUCCGGCUACUUACUCAAGACACACGAGAAAUCUUGGUCCGACGGCAUUGUCGGCAUUGAAGCGGGCAGUGGGCUCGGUGCUCUGAGGAGAAUUCUUCAAGAAAACCCCAAGUUGUUUUCGUCAUCUGCCGAUGGAGAGUCAGGACUUGAUGCCGGGCAAGUUUACUCUGCUCUCAGGACGUAUCUCAUAUCCCAUGCCCACUUGGACCAUGUUAUGAGCCUCAUCUUACUCGCGGGAAGCAUGGACGGGAAACGGAAGAGCGUUCGAGGAUCUCGAAAAUGCCUCGAAGACAUCGACACAAUAUUCAACCCUCAUAGAAUAUGGCCGAAUCUUGCUUCCUGGGAUGCAGAUGAUGCGGAGCAUCUGUACCUCUACGAUCCAUUGCCCGACAAUACGGACGCAUAUACUCCUCUACAUGGCGAUCUCUCAGUCCGAAUGUUCCCUAUAAACCACGGAGUCGGAUGCGAGGAAUAUUUCUCCUCCGCUUUCUUUAUUAGACAUGAUAUUAGUUCCCGCGAGUUUCUCUUCUUCGGAGACGUCGAGCCUGAUAUUCUCUCAUCACAACCGCGAACAAAAGACGUCUGGCUCGCGGCAGCACCAAAAAUCGUCUCCGGAUUACUCGAUACGAUAUUUAUUGAAUGCUCCUGGCCUGCAGGUAGACCCGACGAGAGGCUGUACGGGCAUCUUUCUCCAGAACACCUCGUCAAGGAGCUGGAGACUCUUGCGACUGCAAUCAUUUCAUUCCGAAAUAAAGUAGGAAACGCUCAUACGGGACCAAACGCUCCCAUCAAUUCGUCAAGCAGAAAACGCGCUUCAAGCGAUGCAUCCCCGGAACGCAAGCGUUCUAAGCAUUCACAAACUGCUUCGAAUGGGACAGGAACGGUGUUGCACGGCUCUCUCGAGGGGAUAACAAUAUACAUCAUCCACUGCAAGGAGGACAUGGAAGGGAAAUUCGCCGGCCGUCCUAUGCAUUCUGUGAUAUCAGAGCACGUACGCAGUCUGGUAGAAGAGAAGGGCCUUGGUGCUACGAUCCUUGCAGCAGCGCAAGGUGACCUUAUUCGUAUGUAUUCUGUCCACGUUCUGCGAGUUAUGUGGGUGACUGACAAUCGACAACAUCGCGCAGAAAUAUAA
This is a messenger RNA of Fomitiporia mediterranea MF3/22, 1203 nucleotides long. RefSeq lists its product as uncharacterized. The transcript is spliced from 5 exons. Gene Ontology annotation, molecular function: 3',5'-cyclic-GMP phosphodiesterase activity; 3',5'-cyclic-AMP phosphodiesterase activity. Gene Ontology annotation, biological process: cGMP catabolic process; cAMP catabolic process; negative regulation of glucose mediated signaling pathway. Bases 1 to 1203 code for a protein of 400 amino acids. The record is from RefSeq and is a predicted model, not a curated record. NCBI's taxonomy places the organism in Eukaryota, Fungi, Basidiomycota, Agaricomycetes, Hymenochaetales, Hymenochaetaceae.